CCCCAAAAAAAACACCAUACAGAGAGGCGGACCGUUGGAACUUUAAAGGGAUAGAGAACUUACAGUUAUAUAUAAGCUAAUGUCCUGUAUGUGAGCACAAGAGCUGGGGACUUUAUUUAGCGUCAGAAAUUACUGAGUGCCAAACUGAUUAAUCCGGCUGUGUGAAUGGGAAGAGCUGAUGAUGUCAAAACUUUCUCUCGGAAGAAAGACGUCCUCUAGUAAAUUAAGCAGCUGGGUACAACCGUCCUUGGGUGAUUUUUUCGGAGGCUCUGGGUUGAACUCCCUCCCGUCAACAAAGGGACAUUUAGGAGAAAGCAAGUCCAAAGCUCAAUCUUCGAAUGUGGAUGUUGGUGGAAAGAAGCUGAGGAAGAGAAAGGGAGAGCCUCAAAUUACUAAUCUUGAGCCUGGUGUCUUCUCGAGCAGGAGAGGAUCACAGGAGAACCAUGAUGAACCCUGGGUGGAUGUGCAUGCACCUCAGACACAAGUCGAGCUGGCAGUCCACAAGAAGAAAGUCGACGAAGUUGCGAGUUGGUUGAAAUUAAAGACCACUAAUAAGGGCAGCGCAGUUCUGUUACUGACUGGUCCGUCUGGCUGUGGAAAGACAGCCACGGUUCACGUCCUGGCUAAAGAUGCGUGCUGUCACAUCCAGGAAUGGACAAACCCGACCACUGCAGAGUACAGGACAGACGACUCCUUCAUGGGCAGUUUUGAUCCUGCCUCCAGGUUUAACAGCUUCCACAGCAGCUCACAGACAGCAGCUUUCCAGGAGUUUUUGCUCAGAGCAAACAAAUACAACCGGCUGCAGAUGAGCGGAGAUGACGGGGCUGAGGAGAGGAAGAUCAUCCUCGUAGAGGAUUUUCCAAACCAGUUCUACAGACAGCCAGGAUGCCUGCACGAUAUCCUCAGGCGUUUUGUGCGGACUGGUAGGUGCCCUGUGGUCUUCGUCGUAUCUGACAGCCUGUGUGGAGACACCAGUUCCAGACUCCUCUUCCCCAAAGACAUACAGGAGGAGCUGAGCAUCCACAACAUCAGUUUUAACCCCAUAGCUCCUACCAGCAUGAUGAAGGUGCUGAGUCGGAUUGCAACUGUUGAAGCGAGCAAGAGUGCUGGUAGGAUCUCUGUGCCUGAUAAGGUGGCACUGGAGCAGCUAUGCUCCGGAAGUUCAGGAGACAUUCGGAGUGCCAUCAACAGCCUGCAGUUCUCGUGCUUCUCUGACUGCUCUAUAGAAAAAAUUAUCUGGUCUUCUAAGAAAGGAAAAUCAUCCAAGUCUGCAGCCAAAUCCACAGCAAGACCCAAAGGCAGAGGCCGCUCCACUAAAUCUACCGACAUGCUGGAGGACAGCCCUGCUAUUGGAGGGAAAGAUGCAUCCCUUUUCCUCUUCAGAGCGCUCGGAAAGAUCCUCUACUGCAAGCGAGAAAGUUAUGAAGUUGGUGAUACUCCUAGGCUACCAGCACAUCUUUUACAGCAUCAGAGGGAUAAACUGCUUGUUGACCCAGAGCUUGUUAUAGAGCGCUCACACAUGUCUAGCGAGUUCUUUAACCUCUACCUACACCAGAACUAUAUGGACUUUUUCUCAGACGUGGAGGAUGUGGCCCGGGCCAGCGAGUACCUCUCAGACUCCGACUUCCUGACAGCAGAAUGGACUUCCAGGUCCACUAUGUUGGCGUAUGGAUCCUCAGUGGCCACUAGAGGGCUCAUCCACUCUAACACCGCCCGUGCUCAGGCUGACCAGCCGUCGUCAGUCGGCUUUAAGCCACUUCACAAGCCCCACUGGCUGAAUAUUAACAAGACGUACCGAGAGAACUAUCUGACGGCACAGUCGCUCUUCAUCAGCUUCUGUCUGACUCCCAUAAGCCUCGUAACAGAGCUAGUGCCAUACCUGGCCAAGCUCAGCAACCCUAUGAGGAAUCAAGCUCAGAUAAACUUCAUCCAUGAUAUCGGGCUUCUGUCACUCAGGAGAUUUCCAGCCAGAUUAAAACUUGAAGCACUUGGUGAUAAAGACCCUGGAUUACUGGACCUGGACAGUGAUCCUGAUGAGGCAGGAACCCAGAGCACUGAGCUUGGCACUAAGACCAUUGUGCCAGAAGAUAACACUGCUGUACCCACCCUCCCUGCCAGCCAGGACCCAGGGGGUGACCUCCCAGCCAGCCAGCCCCAGCCAACCACCGUCGAGGAUUUACUGGAUGAGAAGGACCUUCUAAUUGAGGAGUUUGACAGUGACUGACCAAUCACACACUCCUGUUGCCUAUAUAUUCUGCACCAUUGUUGCCUUAAGGAGACCCGGUUCUUAUGUUUGUUUUGUUUAUGGUUUUAUAAUGUGAAUAAGGAGCAGGUUUGAUAUUUAUUUCAUCACAAACAGUACACAGUAGUCUUUGUGUCAUGUAUGAUGUACAUGUUGGUGUUAGUGUUCCUAUCAGACUCGGUUAAAGGAACCUAGAGAAAAGUGAGUGUUAUGUAUGAUUUAAAAACAAAAUGUUCUUGGACAUUGCUGUAAUAUAAUGCUCUUUGUUGUCCAGAUAAUUUAAUUCUAACAUGUUGGUGCUUUAAUAUGUGCCACAUUUGAGUAGGCAAUAAAAUCUAUAUUUUGCA
Messenger RNA from Tachysurus vachellii, 2589 nucleotides. RefSeq names its product RAD17 checkpoint clamp loader component (gene rad17). Gene Ontology annotation, cellular component: Rad17 RFC-like complex; nucleus. Bases 179 to 2224 code for a protein of 681 amino acids. Gene Ontology annotation, biological process: mitotic DNA replication checkpoint signaling; DNA repair; DNA damage checkpoint signaling. NCBI's taxonomy places the organism in Eukaryota, Metazoa, Chordata, Actinopteri, Siluriformes, Bagridae. Gene Ontology annotation, molecular function: DNA clamp loader activity; chromatin binding. The transcript has 17 exons. The record is from RefSeq and is a predicted model, not a curated record.